Messenger RNA from Trametes versicolor FP-101664 SS1, 1230 nucleotides. RefSeq lists its product as uncharacterized. The transcript has 2 exons. Lineage: Eukaryota; Fungi; Basidiomycota; Agaricomycetes; Polyporales; Polyporaceae. Bases 1 to 1230 code for a protein of 409 amino acids. The record is from RefSeq and is a predicted model, not a curated record.
AUGCUCAUGGAGCUUCCAAAUGAAAUCCUGGUACUCAUCAUCCAGGCGGUCGAUCGCGACUUGACCGACUUGCGGAACCUCGCCCUCACCUGUCGCGCACUCCUCCCAGUUACUCGUGAAGAGCUCUUCUCCGAGUCGAUCGUGAACGUAUGUGCUCUUCUGGAGCCACACAUCCGCCCGUACUCCGACCACAUCACCAAGCUGCGGAUCGAGGAGCCUAAUUCUGAGUCAAACAACGUCGCGAACGGCCGCUUCAUCCCGUACCUCGACCCACACGCACUCCCCAGGCUUACAACCCUCUACUUCAACGGCCUCAACGCGUGGUUCUUCGUGAAGAUGCCGACGUCGUUCUACCAGGCGUUAUCCUCUCUGACGUCAGUCACCACACUCGCUCUCGGCAGCGUGUACUUCGUCAACUUCCGGCAGAUCCAGGCCUCGGUCUGCUCCCUUCCGAGCCUGUCGGAACUCUCGCUGCAGGACGUCGGGUACAUUCCGUGGACCGGGGACAUGCCAGAAGGUUACGACCAGUGGGCGGAGGGCCUCCCCGAGAUUACGACACGGCCGCGGCUCUCACGCCUGAUGAUCGCUCCCUCCUCCGCGACCGAGGACGUCGUGCCUUGGUUGGCCUCCGGGCCGAGCAAAGACUCGCUGACCACUUUGGUGGUCCCGCACCGCGCCAACACCCCGCAAAAGGUGCUGAGCCACUUCGGGCCGAACAUCGAGCAUCUCAGCAUCCACCUCCACGAAUACGGCAAUAAAACGUACUAUACCAGAAUUAUCAAGGGGUACACGAACUUGCGCACCUUGAGGUUGGUCCUGGACGCUCUGGUGGAGGCGCCACACGCCUGGACACUGGACGUCCUGCGCAUGCUUGGGUUUUGGAUCCGCGCGCAGCACUUGCACACCAUCGCCAUCGACGUGCUGAUCCCCUGCGAUGUGCUGGAGCGCUGCGAGUGGCAGCUCGAUGCGCAGCUCGACUGGGAUAAGCUCCGUUUGCUCGACGGCGUGCUGGCCGGCCCGAAGUUCGCGGUGCUCGACACGGUCGAGUUCACUGUGCAGUGGAUCGGAGAGUGGGACCCCGAGGAGGAGAUGCGGGCGGCGCUCGCGAAGAGGAUUGAGGAAACCCUGCGCAAGGUCGCGGAGACGAGGAGGCUGGUCACGAGCGUGCGAGGGAUGAAGGAGGUGCUUCCGCGCGCGCAUCGGCAGGGUCCGCGCCCGGAAGCUGCGUGA